This is a messenger RNA of Leptosia nina, 2619 nucleotides long. The record is from the annotation of a GenBank genome assembly. Lineage: Eukaryota; Metazoa; Arthropoda; Insecta; Lepidoptera; Pieridae.
AUGGACAACCAACAGGAAAAUGUAGCGGAUAUAGUUUUAAAAAUGCAAAAGUUUUCAUGGGUCGACUAUGUUGUAUUUGUAUUUAUGUUAGCGAUAAGUGCCUUUGUUGGUGUUUACUGGGGAUUCAUGAAGAAGCAGACGACACAAAAUGAUUACCUCCUUGGUGGGCGAAAUAUGAAAAUUCUGCCGGUAUCCAUGUCGUUAGUCGCCAGUUUUAUUUCUGGAAUAACCCUUUUAGGCUCUCCAACAGAAGUGUAUAUGUACGGUACCCAAUAUUCUUAUAUUAUUAUUGGAAUAUUUCUCAUGUCCGUAUUCAUGACGCAAAUUUACUUACCAGUCUUUCACGAAUUAAAAAUGACGUCCAAUUAUGAGUAUUUGUCUUUAAGAUUUGAUAAUAAAGUGCGUUUGUUUGGUUCGAUGCUCUUCGUCUUUGCUAUGGGUGGUUUACAAGCAGUCGUAUGGACUGACGUUAUACAGAUCACAGUAAUGUUGGGAGCAAUGGCAUUAGUUGCAAUAAAAGGAACUCUAGAUGUGGGCGGGUUUGAUGUUGUAUGGCGUAGAAACAUGGACAGCGGAAGGAUUGAAGCACCUAAUUGGGAUUUCAACCCUACCGCUCGUCACACUUUUUGGAACUUGGUGAUCGGAGGAGUAAUAUACUGGCUGCAAGCAAAUGCCGUUAACCAGACAAUGGUGCAGCGGUACUUGGCGCUUCCAACUCUACGUGCUGCAAAAUGGUCAGUGUGUCUGUUUUGCAUUGGAAUAUCAAUAUUAUAUUGUUUCUGCCUAUACUGUGGUUUGUUGAUAUACGCAAGGUUUUACAACUGUGACCCGCUUCAAACAAAGUUGGCGAAAGCAAAGGACCAGUUGUUGCCACUUUUAGUGAUGGAUGUACUUGGGGAUUUGCCUGGGUUACCUGGCGUUUUUCUUGCCGGCAUAUUCAGUGCAGCGUUAAGUUCCCUUUCGACGAGUUUAAAUUCGAUGUCUGCGGUUGUACUUGAAGAUUUUUAUAAGCCGUUUUACAAGCGACAGCUGACAGACGCACAGACAAAUUGGUUAUUACGAGGAGUCGUUGUCUUUAUUGGUGUAUUGUGUUUAGCACUGACGUUCGUCGUUGAAAAACUUGGUACCAUUCUUCAGCUAACGAUGACAUUAGAAGCUAUAACGAUGGGUCCACAGCUUGGUGUAUUUACUAUGGGCAUUUUGAUGCCAUGGGUUGAUGCUUUGGGAGCUUUAGUGGGAGGUCUGGUUGGAUUAAUUCUAAUGGCUUGGUGGUGUUUAUCUGCUCAAAUGGCUAUUGCCCGCGGUCACAUAUCCCAUUUACACAAACCUCUUAGCGUUGGUGGUUGUAUCUAUAAUUACACUGCUGUUCUUCACACCAAUAUUGACGUACAAGAAAGCGUGGAGGUUAGCCCAGUACUUCACGUGUCGUACAUGUGGUACACACUCACUGGUUGCUUAAUAACAAUGUCUGUGGGUAUGCUUGUCUCCGGCGUUAACAGAGCCAGUGGCAAAGCGUAUGUACCACCAGCACCAAAGCUUCUUGCCCCACAAAUAAGAUCACUCUUUAGAGAUCCUCCGCAUCCGAGUGAAGACCCUUUUAUAAAUGCCUACGGCACUAAAGAGGGAGGUCUAAAAGCUGUGGUGUGGACUGAUGUAAUCCAAACUAUUGUGAUGAUAGGCGCCAUGAUAUUAGUUAUCAUCAAGGGAACUAUAUUAGUCGGUGGAUUUGGGGAAGUUUUUCAUAGAAAUUGGAACACUAGUAGGAUCGAAUUCCCUCCACUAAAUUUUGACAUGACAGAGCGGCAUUCUGUGUAUGCUGUCACAAUUGGUGCGACGUUUCAUUGGAUUGGAAAUAUUGCUGUUAAUCAAUCAAUGAUGCAAAGAUUCUUGGCACUAUCGGAGUUAAAGUCUUCAGUGAAAGCAGUUUGGGGUUUUCUUAUCGGAGUUGUAUUUAUCAUAUGUUUAUGCGGGUACAGUGGGUUAUUAGCCUAUGCCAGAUAUCACGACUGUGAUCCUUUAAAUUCUAAAUUGGCUUUAGCAAAGGAUCAGCUAUUACCGGUUCUUGUAAUGGAUGUUUUGGGUGAGUGGAAGGGCUUACCUGGUGUUUUCGUUGCUGGCGUUUUCAGUGCAGCCCUGAGUUCACUAUCUACUGGACUAAAUUCUAUGGCCGCUGUAGUUCUGGAAGAUUUCUGGAAACCAUUUUCUAAAGAACUAACUCGUCGUCAAACUCAAUUCAUAGUGCAGUCAGUUGUGAUUGUUUUUGGAUGUAUUUGCGUCGGUCUAGUAUUCGUAGUGGAAAUGUUAGGACCCGUUUUGCAAUUGACAAUCAGUCUCUCUGCUGCAUCUAUGGGACCGCUGGCUGGGAUUUUUCUUAUGGGAUUAUUUUUGCCGUUUGUUGACGGAACUAGUGCCCUCAUAGGUGGGAUAAUGGGAUUAUUUUCUGGAGGAUGGAUCGCAGCGCAAUCUCAAAUGGCGCAGGCGCAUUCCUCACUUGUUUAUGUAGAAAAAGAAAGAUUUACUUACAACUGCACCUAUAUUUUCGACGAAGUAAAAUCUAUACAGAGGACGGAUGGGUUGGAUAUUCGUUUUCAUGAUAAUUAUAUUUUAUUUAACAAGUAA